UGAAGGAGCGUCGCCAUCUUUACGGCAGAUCCACCGGUGGGUCUCUUCAGUUCAGGAGCUGCUGAACCGCCUCCAGUGUCUCUCUUUCUGCCCAGAAUAACCCUUUCCUGCAGGACUUCCCCCCGUCCCCCAGCACCACCAUGGCGGACAGAGAGAACCAUGUGUACCAGGCGAAACUGGCCGAGCAAGCGGAGAGAUAUGACGAAAUGGUGGAGUCGAUGAAGAACGUGGCCAGCAUGGACGUGGAGCUGACGGUGGAGGAGAGGAAUCUGCUUUCGGUCGCCUAUAAGAACGUGAUCGGAGCCAGAAGAGCUUCAUGGAGGAUAAUCAGCAGCCUGGAGCAGAAGGAGGAGAACAAAGGAGGAGAGGACAAACUAAAGAUGAUCAAGGAAUACAGGAAAACGGUGGAGAAGGAGCUGAAGUCAAUCUGCAACGACAUCCUGGACGUACUGGACAAACAUCUCAUCCAAGCCGCAGUUUCGGGAGAAUCUAAGGUUUUCUACUACAAAAUGAAGGGAGAUUACCACAGGUACCUGGCAGAGUUUGCCACCGGUAACGACAGGAAGGAGGCAGCAGAGAACAGUUUGGUUGCGUAUAAAGCUGCGAGCGACAUCGCGAUGAUCGAGCUCCCUCCAACGCACCCCAUCCGCCUCGGACUGGCCCUCAACUUCUCAGUUUUCUAUUACGAAAUCCUCAACUCGCCGGACCGCGCCUGCAAGUUGGCGAAGGAAGCGUUCGACAAUGCGAUCGCAGAGCUGGACACGCUGAACGAGGACAGCUACAAGGACUCAACACUUAUCAUGCAGUUGCUACGUGACAACUUAACACUAUGGACCUCAGACGUGCAGGGAGAUGGUGAAGAACCGAGCACAGAAGCAACGCAAAACCCCGAGGAAGAGACUCAGUGAGACGGGACAACAAGAAACACGCCGCCUCCUCCUCUCCCUCCAUCUUUCUCACCCUUUCUCCCCAUAUGCAUGUCAUGUCUGAACCCCCCCCCUCUUGAGUUUUACCUUUUUUUGACGACUCAUAUUUGCAAGCCUGUACCCUUUAAGUCCUCUUUUACUGUUUUUCUUUCUUUCUUUGCCGUUAUCAUCUGUUGCCAAGUGCGCUCGCCUGUAUCCGUAACACACGAGAGUUAUUUAAAGACUUUGCGGUUAAGCUUGUUUUGUUUUUUUGUGUGUGUGUUUAUGAACAAUAUACUGUCCAAUUUCAGUUUGGAAAUAAAGCAUCGGUGGUGGUGGGAAAACAUUUAAAGGGAUGUGUUAAAGCUUUGAGUGCCCUCUUUACGUACCUGCUCCUUCAACACAUCAAUACUUCUUAUUUUUUUAAUAACAAACGACAUGUCCCUUUUUCCGGUUAAACAGCAUCUUCUGACCUCUGUUCUCAUCCAAGUGUUCUGCUGCCAAGCUUUUGCUAAUAUCAGAUAGUUAGGUAAUGGCUUUUUAGCAGGAACAUGCGUGUGUGUGUGGGAGGGGAAUGCUCAACACUCUUGAUUGUAAUGUAAAUGCAGUUUUGCAUUAACCACCUAUUGUUUAAAAAACAAACAAAAAAAAGUUUGGGAAAUAAGAGGCCUGCUGUACUCCCCCCCCCCCUGACUCUUCGUCCAUCCUCUUCCUCCUCCUCAUCUCUUCCUUCUGUUCGGUAUGUGUAACGUGAAUCUGAUUUGUACUACUGGAUAUUCUCACCGGAGCCACAAGUACCAUCUGUAUUCUUACUGAAACACAGCAUGGAAAUAACAUUAAACUUCAAAAUGUAAAAUGUUA
Trematomus bernacchii (emerald rockcod) is the source of this 1766-nucleotide messenger RNA. RefSeq names its product 14-3-3 protein epsilon-like. The record is from RefSeq and is a predicted model, not a curated record. Gene Ontology annotation, cellular component: cytoplasm. NCBI's taxonomy places the organism in Eukaryota, Metazoa, Chordata, Actinopteri, Perciformes, Nototheniidae. Bases 141 to 908 code for a protein of 255 amino acids. Gene Ontology annotation, biological process: signal transduction. The transcript is spliced from 6 exons.